AUGAUACCUGGCAAUAUACUAUCCGUCUUCCGCCAUCACUACUCCACCCAUCCCCUCAUCACCGCCAUUGAUUCCGCCGGCACCGCCGCCUACCACACCGGCUCCGAUCCCGACCCCCGCUCUCUCGCCACCCUCCGCGCCCACGGCAUUACCGCCUACAGCCACUCCGCGCGGCAGGUACGCGAAGCGGACUUCCUAGCGUUCGACUGGAUCGUGGGGAUGGAUAGGGAGAAUGUGGCAGAUUUGAGGAAGGUGAGGGAGAAGGUGGUAAGGAAGCGGAAGGGGAAGGGUGGGGGCGAGGGGGAGGGGGUGGCGAGGGUGGGGUUGUGGGGGGAUUGGGGAGGCCAGAGGGGGGAGGUGGUGGUGGAUCCGUAUUAUGGGGCGGAUACGGGAUUCGAGGUGGCGUUUGAGCAGAUGGGGAGGUUUGGGAAGGGGUUUGUGAAGGUGUUGGAGGAGGGGGGGUUGGAAUAG
Eremomyces bilateralis CBS 781.70 is the source of this 471-nucleotide messenger RNA. RefSeq names its product phosphotyrosine protein phosphatases I. NCBI's taxonomy places the organism in Eukaryota, Fungi, Ascomycota, Dothideomycetes, Eremomycetales, Eremomycetaceae. The coding region runs from base 1 to 471 and encodes 156 amino acids. The record is from RefSeq and is a predicted model, not a curated record. The transcript is spliced from 2 exons. Gene Ontology annotation, molecular function: protein tyrosine phosphatase activity. Gene Ontology annotation, biological process: protein dephosphorylation.